AUGGACACCCCUGAAUUUGACCCCGACUGCCAAGUCAAAGGAACUGCCUUCACAAAAAAGAACUAUCGCGACGUGUACCCUGCCGUCGACCCCACUCGCCCAGAAUUAUCCCAGGAUGGGAAAGUGGUUAUCAUCACUGGGGCCAGUCGUGGACUAGGACAAAUGGGCUUCGCCGUCUCCUUUGCCCGCGCCAAUGCUGCCGCCAUAGUUCUCCUCGGCCGAUCAAGUGAAGGUCUAGCCAAGACAGAAAGCCUAGUCAAAGAAAUAAACCCAGCGACGAAGGUUUUGUCAAUUUCAGUCGACGUCACAGACGAGGCCGGGAUGAACAAAGCUUUCGAGACUGCCGUGGAGAAGUUAGGCGUGCCACAUGUGCUCGUCAACAAUGCGGGUGCACUUGUGAAGCUUGACACGAUUGUCAACACCGACGUGGAGUCUUGGUGGAAAACCCAGGAAAUCAACGUCAAAGGAACAUUCAUCGCAACAAAAGCCUUUCUUAAGCACACAGGAGAUACCCCAUCAGAACCUACGACUAUCAUCAAUUUAAUCUCAAUGGCGGCUCAGGGUAUUCCGCCCGGGAUGAGCUCGUAUUCGCCAGCAAAGCUGGCCGUCUCCAAAUUCACGCAAUUCUUAGCCAUGGAGCAUCCGACCAUCACGUCUGUCAAUCUGGACCCGGGUGUGGCAGCGACUGAUAUGGGACACGGAGUGCCCUACCUUGCGCCCUUUAUUGGAGACACUCCAGAACUCUCUGGGGGCACGGCCGUUUGGUUGGCUACUGGUGACAAGUCAUUUUUGUCGGGGAAGUAUGUUUCCGUCUGUUGGAAUGUUGAAGAGCUUGAGAGCCGGAGGAGGAAAUAA
This is a messenger RNA of Penicillium cosmopolitanum, 855 nucleotides long. Its product is annotated as SDR family NAD(P)-dependent oxidoreductase. The coding region runs from base 1 to 855 and encodes 284 amino acids. The transcript is spliced from 3 exons. The record is from RefSeq and is a predicted model, not a curated record. Lineage: Eukaryota; Fungi; Ascomycota; Eurotiomycetes; Eurotiales; Aspergillaceae. Gene Ontology annotation, molecular function: oxidoreductase activity, acting on the CH-OH group of donors, NAD or NADP as acceptor.